CAUCAUUAUUCUUCUUCGACUCACAGUCUCACAGUCUCACUCAUUCCCAAUUUUGUUGUCAAUCACCCAAAAUUCCUUCUUUUAAUUACUACUAAAGUAGUAGCAGUGUAAAAAUUUAAAGGUUCGGGAAAUUGGGAUUUUAAGGAGAAAGCAGCAGCAGCAGCAGCGAUGCACGUGAGCCGGCCAUCGGUGCAUCCGGUGGAGGCGCCGCCACAGACGGCGCAGAACGUGCCGAGAGCGAGGAUGAAGGACAUACAAGGCAUGCCUGGUACUUGUGGCGGCUUCGCUUUGCGUCUCUUUCAGUUCAUCUUCGCCGUCAUCUCUCUCCUCGUCAUGGCUUCGACCUCCGAUUUCGCCUCCGCCUCUGCCUUCUGCUACCUUGUUGUUGCUGUUAGCUUGCAAAGUUUGUGGAGCUUUUCUCUGGCAGUUGUUGAUUUAUAUGCCAUUUUGGUGAGACGAAGCUUACGGAACUGCAGAGUUGUCAGUUUCUUCACCAUUGGUGAUGGGAUCACAUCCACUCUUACAUUUGCUGCUGCAUGUGCAUCUGCGGGCAUAACAGUACUCAUUGGCAAUGAUCUUAAUAAAUGUGCCAUAAACCACUGCACAAGGUUUGAGACUGCUACAGCUAUGGCUUUUAUGAGCUGGUUUUCCGUUUCACCUUCCUUUCUACUGAAUUUUUGGUCGUUGGCUUCCCGGUGAAAUUUUGGCUAAAAAUCCGUAGUCAGCAAAUGCUUUUGUGCUAUCCUUGCUGGGCUUUUAUUUUUAUUUUUAAAUUUCUUUUUGCAUUUAUAGUACACCAUGUUUGGAGAACUGAUUUCUCAUACUUUGUAUAUAGGUAAAUUAUGCUAAACUUUUAAGGAAGGGAAAAAAAGUAUUUUAAAUGCAUUGCAUUUCACUCUUUGCAAGUUA
This is a messenger RNA of Quercus robur (English oak), 909 nucleotides long. RefSeq names its product CASP-like protein 5A2. The transcript has 3 exons. Bases 169 to 699 code for a protein of 176 amino acids. The record is from RefSeq and is a predicted model, not a curated record. NCBI's taxonomy places the organism in Eukaryota, Viridiplantae, Streptophyta, Magnoliopsida, Fagales, Fagaceae. Gene Ontology annotation, cellular component: membrane.